AAACUUUACGACCCAAUAACCCACGACGGGUUAAAUCAUACAUCAAGCCUCGCCGCUGGACCCAGAGAGAAGAGAGACUGGAGAAGCCACCAGAGCAGGACUGCAAGAGAGUGGUGGCCACAUUUCAAAGACUCGGCGUGAUAGAAUUUUACGACCCAUGCCAGCAUGCAACUGGCAGAUCUCACCAUGUCACCAGGCAGUGGAAGGGAAAUUAUAGAAACGUAUCAGCCGUCUUUGAGAAUAAGGAUCCAAACUUUUCGGACGGAGCAGACUGUGAUAUUUUAUUUCGAAAAGGAACGAGACUUCGAUCACGCUAUACUUAUGCUCAAGCGCAUUGGAUUCCGCGUCCAAGAUGGCAUCCCGCUUGAGUUGCAUACUUGCACCACGACGAAGCGCGACCCUAUAUCAUCACAUCACUUCGGUCGUUGGUGGAUUGGCGGGUUAAACAACUGCGUGGUUUUAUCUAGGCCCAAGAGGGCACGAUAGAACCUUACGACCCUGGUACAGUUACCAGAGCAUUGUCAUCUUUCCGUCCAGAUCUCAGCUCUCUCUUCUAUUGGACAUCUUGACAACUACUCUUUUACCUCUCGGCGAUAGCUCACAAUAUAUUUUCUCUCUUUCAAAUUCAACCAGGCAUGAAGAAAUUUACGACCUAUCAACGUCUUCAUCAUCGUCG
Trichoderma asperellum CBS 433.97 is the source of this 676-nucleotide messenger RNA. RefSeq lists its product as uncharacterized. NCBI's taxonomy places the organism in Eukaryota, Fungi, Ascomycota, Sordariomycetes, Hypocreales, Hypocreaceae. The record is from RefSeq and is a predicted model, not a curated record.